CCUGCAGUCAACAUGGCGAAUUUCAGAUGGAAAAAGAGUGCGGAAGCCUUGGAAAAAGAGAUCGAACAGGACAAAAAGCUGAUCGAUUCGGUUAAAGCCGGUGAUGAAUCAUCCGUCACGGAUCUACUGAGUGAGGGUGCAUCGCCGGAUGCCACGGAAUACAACAGGAGCUUGUUCUAUGCAUCAAAGAAUUAUCUAACCCCUCUUCAGUUAGCUGUAAAGUUGAACUUCCCGAAAGUUGUUGCAACUUUAAUUGAUCACUGUGCGGAUGUCAAUGCCAAAGAUCGCUUUGAUGUGACGGCAGUGCACAUGGCUGCUGAAAAAGGGCACCUGGAAUGUCUCCAACAUUUACUUGAGGGUGGUGCAGAUUGCAACGUCAGCACAAAAUACUCAAAAUACGGAUCCUAUACUGCCACACCUCAUCCUGGCGGAACGACCGCCCUCCACCUCGCCGCCACCAAUAACCAUGUCAAGUGUACAGUAGAACUCAUCUGGUACGGUGCAGACUACAAUGCAGUGGACGAGUACGGCCGCACCAGUUUGUACAUCGCUGCUCAGCACGGCUUCACAGAGUGUGUGCAUCAACAUCUCAACAAUGCAAUACGCAUGGACAUCCUAUCAAUACCAGUCAAAGACACAAAUGAAACGCCCCUUCAUGAGUGUGUUCGCCAUGGCUUGUCUUCGUGUGUAUCCUCUCUCCUGGAACAUGGCUCAGAUGUCAACCAUCGCAACGAUGCAGGGAUGAGUGCCCUCCAUCUUGCAGUUGUCUCAGGGGAAAAAUACUCCAAAAGAAUUCUCCGCGACCUGACAACUAAGGGAUAUAACACAGAUGUGAACCUCACAGACAAGCAAGGAAGCAGUCCCCUCCAUUAUGUGUGUUUCAACGACCACUCCAAUCAGGAGCGCCGACCAGAUGCAGCAGCGUUCCUCAUCGCCUAUGGUGCAGACUUCAACAUCAAGAAUAAAGCUGGCGACAACCUCCUGCAGCAAGAACUUCGAAACCAGAAGGCAGAACGAGCGAUUCUGGAGUCAAUAGUGAACUGUUCCCUGAAACUGCCAAGUCUUGAACUUCUGUGCCCCACGAUGUGUGCCAGCAACCCAUCUCAACAGGGAUAUAACAGGAACGAAAACGCAUCCCCGUCAGGAAUGUCCAAAUAUGAAUGGUACCGUUCAUUUUGUCGUGAUCCGAGAACACUUCAACACUGUUGUCGAUAUGUGAUACGACAGACACUUGGGGGUCAAAGGUUACGGAAAGUUCCAACACUGCCUUUACCGACAACGCUGAAAGAGUACCUCUUGCUAGAUGUCGAGACCUUCUCAUGAAGGUGUGUGAAUCGCCGGAAGGUGAAUGGAGAAACAGUUGGAUGGACAGUGAACUCAAGGAUGAUUUCCAAUUUGGUGACUGAAAAACAGUUUUGUUUAGCCUUAGCACGGUCCAAUAUAAACUUAGACCAGUUAUGAUUGUGGGUGGACUUGUGGCCAUGGUGCCGAUUGCAAGCUCUAGUCUGGUUGCUAUACCUUAGGUUAUAGAUAUGUGAUGACCUAGGGCACUUGGUACAGUAGAUCAUGAAAUUUAUUAACAAUGAUUGGCCUAAUUGUAUACGAGUAGCCCUACCCUUUUACAAAUGACAAUACCAAACUGAAAACACUGGUAUAAUGUGAGGUAUUGGCAGCUGAUUGAAUAAUCAUAUUACUAUGAGGGUGAUCUGAGUUUUACCUGUAAUUAUUAUAGAUUAUUUGACUGGAUACCAAGAAAACGGCCGCUGUCAUACAUACCUGGUAGCUGUCAUACAUACCUGGUAGCUGUCAUACAUACCUGGUUGCUGUUAUACAUACCUGGUAUACCUAGUAGCUGUCAUACAUACCUGGUAGCUGUCAUACAUACCUCGUAGCUGUCAUACAUACCUGGUAUACCUGGUAGCUGUCAUACAUAUCUGGUAGCUGUCAUACAUACCUGGUAACUGUCAUACAUACCUGGUAGCUGUCAUACAUACCUUGUAUAACUGGUAGCUUUCAUACAUACCUGGUAGCUGUCAUACAUACCUGGUAACUGUCAUACAUACCUGGUAGCUGUCAUACAUGCCUGGUAGCUGUCAUACAUACCUGGUAGCUGUCAUACAUACCUGGUAGCUGUCAUACAUACCUGGUAGCUGUCAUACAUACCUGGUAUACCUGGUAACUGUCAUACAUACCUGGUAGCUGUCAUACAUACCUGGUAUACCUGGUAACUGUCAUACAUACCUGGUAGCUGUCAUACAUACCUGGUAGCUGUCAUACAUACCUGGUAGCUGUCAUACAUACCUUGUAUAACUGGUAGCUUUCAUACAUACCUGGUAGCUGUCAUACAUACCUGGUAACUGUCAUACAUACCUGGUAGCUGUCAUACAUACCUGGUAUACCUGGUAACUCUCAUACAUACCUGGUAGCUGUCAUACAUACCUGGUAGCUGUCAUACAUACCUGGUAGCUGUCAUACAUACCUGGUAGCUGUCAUUACUGCUUGAUCAACUUGUGCAAACAGUGACCAGACCUGCAUGGUACCAGGGAAAGGCAUGAAAGGUAUACAUUAGUGUUGACUGGGUGCUUUGUUGUUAUACAAGUUGUAUCCAGUACCUUCACUGAACCGGGCCUGACAAUUAACUGUUAUGUCAAGAGGACAAUACACAACUUCAUUAAUGCAAGCAAGGGAAAGUAUUGUAUUAAUGUCAUACUUGCACUAGUUUCAUGAUGUACACAUGGUCAGUUUCAAAUGCGCACAGGCUUCAUUCCACAAGCUGCGUCAACUGUUGCAGCUACCAUACAUAGGCUUUAUAGUAUCAACAAUGUAGUCAGAGCUACAGAUAGCAGCGUAUUUGCAUAAAAUACCCCCCCAAAAAUAUUCAAAACCCAAUUAUUUUCAAUUAACUUGCAUACAGAAACGCAUGCAUUAAAUGAAUAACUCAAAUGUAUAAAAACAGCACGCGUAAAUACCCAAUGAAGCUUUUUCAGCAUGCGUACAAACGAGCUAAUUUCUGAAACACAAUCACAAUCUAAUUUAUUUUCCGAGUCGAGCCUAUAUAGUUAGAACAGUUAUUUACAUCUAAAACAUUAUUUCAAUUUUUGUAAAUCUUAAAAUGUUCACUAAUUUGGGGAAAAAGCCAAAACACUGAUGAAUAGAUGAGUGAGAAAAUAUUGGUUACCCAAUGAAAAAUUCAAUAAGCCAAUUAAAAUAGAAAUCCCAGAGUAAAAACUCAAUUGCUCCAAGGGUUACCAUGGUUACCUGGAGCUCUGUGUAGUUUACACUUACAGUCUGUAGUGAGUGAAAUGAAUGACUUUAUAAGCCAUGUUAUCAUGAUAAUGAAUUCCAGGAAGCUUCAUACUUUUCAUUCAACAAUUCUUGAAAAAAACCAGGGAUUACCUUUGCAGAAGCUAUGUGUUAUUUGAUGUUAAACAUUCAGUGUAAACUCCGAUCUAAUUAAAAUCAGAACUUUGAUGCAUGUCUCUGUUUCGAUCUGAACUGAGGUCAGUCUGGUGUGUUUUCUAAUUGACCAGUCAGUGUUUGACAGAUCUGGAAGAGACAGGCAUUGAAGCGAAGAAAAGAUCUGAUUUUAGUGAGAUUGAACAAUUGUAUGGGAUGUGGCAAUACUUAUUUUAGCAAAACAGCCACACAACACAAUGUACCCUCAAUGCUACUUUUGGAUAGCAGAGAGUACAAGAUCUGAUUUUAUAGAGAUUGAACAGUAUCUAGCUAAAGGCCUUCCCAAACAGUGAUGAAAUACAGGCAAUGAAAAUGGCACACCAGCAUCUUGUUAUUACAAGGAAAAUUCUAUUUAACAAUUGAUACUAAAAUUUGCUUACUUUUGACAUUACAGCACUCUAGCUAUUCACAUGACAACCUUGGUAAACACUCAGAAACGACUCUCUUGCUUGGUCAUUCAUUCAGACAUAGCACCUCCUGGAGCCAAUCUUGUCUGGAAACUAUUGUCUGUUGUAUGUGUUUAUUUAUUUCAUGGGAAAUGUAGAAGUAAUUCCUACGUCACUUCAAUCCGGGGAGUGCUAAGAAACUAGCCUGUUGUAGCACCCCAUGUUUACAUACCUGAGUAGUCUUUCAUUGCUUGAUAGGCAUCAAGAAGUUGGUAGGUCGUCAGACAUUCAGCUUUCAGGAUGGCAACGACAGGGCUUUCUAGUCCUAGCUUUUUGAUGGAUUCUACAGUAAAUCCAUUCAAUUUAAGGCAUUGUUUUGCCCCAAAAUUCUUCAAAACACAUGUAAUUUCAUUUACUAUUCUAAGUUAUAUACUUACAAGGCAUCUUCAGAAAUGUGUGGCAUGCAUCAACUAAAUCAAAUGUUAACAAAGACUCGGGUAAGGAUAUGAACCAUCUUGGUGUUACAAUUUUGAAAUUGUGAGUUUGAAUAUUGAUUAUUGCAAUUGUUCUUGUGUGUGAUUCUGCAGUAAUUCAGCCAUUAUUCUGUAUAAAAGUGUUGAUUUGUGGUCAUUGGGAGAAUUCUUCAUUAUUAGAGGAGUCCUCCAUGGACAGUUUGGGGGUAAGAGGAAGCCCUGAUAAAUAAUAACUACGGACUGGGUGAUACAAAGGUUCUGUCUUUGCAUGAAGACGACUGUGAUUGGCUGGAGCCAUGCAGUGGUAGAUUGUUGAAGACAUCAUUGUGAAAUAAUUAUUGGGAAAUCUGUUGAAGGUUGUGAUGUGACAAAACUAGAUAUUUUUCUGAUAUUUCAUUUUAAGAAUUAGAUCAUGCUAUUUUAGUACUAACAGCUUUAACAAGAUGGUAUAUAUUAUUGUGACAUUAAAAAUAAAUAACAUUUUUAUGCAAAUGUCAGGAAAUUGACAAAUCUGAAAAGGGCUGUCUAAGGGAUGUUCUUGAUGGAGAUCUUGUAUUCAUGGUGGCCGAAGUUUGUCUUCUUCACCAUUUGUCAGUCAGUCAUUAAAAUCACAUCUUUUCCUCCAUUCUGUGCCUCUCCAAGGAGGUCAAGUUAGACGAACCUUAUAAUCGGCUAAUCGCCAUGUUGCUAUGAGUGAUUCUUGAUAUGAGCGAGUGAAGCAUUCACAGCAGAGAACUUAAUUUGGGAAGCAAAUGUAGACGGGCAGUUCUGAAUGGAUAAUUAAUUAAUGACACAGAAACUGCAACUGACAAAUUGUAUUGGCAAAAUUGAGAAUGGAGUGAAGCUGAAUAGCUUUAGUAAGCUGAAAUCUGUGUAUCCUUUCUAAUGAUCGGGUCAUCAAGUUGACCCCUAUGGAGGUGUGACAAAUCGUAGUGAAAGUUCUGAUUUUGAUAAGAUUAUACCAUUCAUCAUCAUAAUCAGGAUAUAAAAGAUAUAGGGGGAAAAAACAUGUUAUAGCCUUAUUGCAUUUUCUUUGUUUUUUUAUUGAUUGCAAAAACGAGGACUUUUUGUCUGGCCUUAGAAAUCCAUGUUCCCAAUUUUGAAAUAUGACUUCCAUUUCGGGUUGAACAUAUUAAACUUCAAAUGUUUAAGUACUGUAUGCUAGUGAAUAUGUUUUCAUAUGAUCUGUCUUCAUACCAAACCUGAUUUGUGUUCCAGAAGUGACACGAAAGUUACUAAAUAAUCAACAUGUUACUGAAUUUUGGCAAGAUUUUUGAUUUUUAAAAAGUUUAUGUUUUUGUAAAAAGGUGUGACAUCAAUGUAGAUCAAUACUUUUAUCAUAUGAAUUCAUUUUGACAAAGAGGUAUGCUAAAAAGGUGCAGUGCUCACCCAAUGGUCUAAGUUCUCAUAACUCUCUAUGGUAGUUAUCUCCCUUCCCUGUCAGGAUGUGCUGGUUGCAACUGAUUAUAAUACUUCCCUUGACAUCAUCUGGCACAUGCUCGUGGGUUUGACCAGAGUGGUAAACAUCACAUUACCUGCACCAUCUCUGACAUUAAACUGAAAACCUUGAUAUCCCUGAAAUAGUGUUCAUAGCAGUGUAAAAUCAGAUGCUUAUUUGAUUUUAUUUCUCCAUUUUAUGUAAGGGCAUGUAUUGUUUAUGAAGAGGCUUAAGACAGGUUUUGGUUGCUACGUUUUGUUUUCAAACGAUAUUAGUCCAGAUUUUAUUUUUGCAGCUUGACAAGCAUAUUGUUAGGUUACUGACUCAUAUCAUGCCUUGGAGAUAUUCCAUUGUAUUAUUAGUGCUGUAGUAACUUAUGUGCAUAUUUAUUGUGAUUGUUGGUGGAAAGGUUUCCAUCUUGAAGGAGCAACUCUCAAAGUUCAACACAUCUGAUGGAUGUACAGAUGUUUUGUCAUUACAUCUGUUGUUAUUGUGUAUGUUUAUGACUAUGAUGCAGCUCUAUUUUAGAUGAUGGUUUGGAUGAGAUGUAGUGCUGAUUUGAUAAAUUGUAGAAGAUAUACUCCUGUAGAAGAGGUUUCUGUCUGCCUGGUAGUGCCUACCCUGACCAUUUAAGUUUAGUUCCAAAACACAACUCAAAAACUCUGAAUAUCUUCAUAUAAGUUUCACAAAUAUAGUGAAGUGCAUUGACAUUGACAUUGACAUUGACAUUGACAUUGACGAUGUCUAGGUGAGCUAAAACUGUGUUGAUGAGGGAUACGGAUCAACUAGUUCUUGUGUUAAUUAGAAGGCUGUUGAUCUGUUCAUGUGAUCAAUAUCAAAUAAGAUUCUGUUCUUAUGUAAGGCAAAGAAGAUUUACAUCUCCAUUUUCUUUUUAUUUCUUUUCUGAAGUGUUCAAAUCUUAAUUACUUGCAUUGACAAAGAUGUUCAAGAUGGUCAAUAUCUUCAUGUAUCUUUCCAAUGUACAUUCACCUGUUUUUUUGAGUGUAUUACACAGAUGUAUAGUCAUGAUAAUGAGGUAGUUGAGCAUCAUGGUAUAAAGACAUUUGACAUUGCUGUCAUCAGUGUAUAUUAUUACUUGAUCAUGUAUUGGUUACAUGUUUCUGUGUUGAUGGUGUAAAGAUCGCAGCUGAUGGUGUAAGGAUCGCAGCUGAUGGUGUAAGGAUCGCAGCUGAUGGUGUUAGGAUCGCAGUUGAUGGUGUAAGGAUCGCAACUGAUGGUGUUAGGAUCGCAGCUGAUGGUGUAAGGAUCGCAGAUGAUGGUGUUAGGAUCGCAGCUGAUGGUGUAAGGAUCGUGGCUGAUGGUGUAAGGAUCGUGGCUGAUGGUGUAAGGAUUGCGGCUGAUGGUGUAAGGAUCGUAGUUGAUGGUGUAAGGAUCGCAGCUGAUAGUGUAUGGAUCAUGUGUAAGGAUCGCAGCUGAUAGUGUAAGGAUCGCAGCUGAUUGUGUAAGGAUCGGGUGUAAGGAUCGCAGCUGAUAGUGUAAGGAUCGGGUGUAAGGAUCGCAGCUGAUGGUGUAAGGAUCGUGGCUGAUGGUGUAAGGAUUGCGGCUGAUGGUGUAAGGAUCGCAGUUGAUGGUGUAAGGAUCGCAGCUGAUGGUGUAAGGAUCGCAGCUGAUAGUGUAAGGAUCGGGUGUAAGGAUCGCAGCUGAUGGUGUAAGGAUCGUGGCUGAUGGUGUAAGGAUUGUGGCUGAUGGUGUAAGGAUUGCGGCUGAUGGUGUAAGGAUCGCAGUUGAUAGUGUAAGGAUUGCAGCUGAUGGUGUAAGGAUCGCAGCUGAUAGUGUAAGGAUCGCAGCUGAUGUGUAAGGAUCGCAGCUGAUGGUGUAAGGAUCGCAGCUGAUGGUGUAAGGAUCGCAGCUGAUGGUGUAAGGAUCGCAGCCAAAUACCUGAUGAAACGUACCUGGGCUCCAUAUAGGUUACAUUGAGAUGAUUCAUUUUUGUGUGUGUUUCAUCCCUGAAUGCAAUGCCUAGUGUAGGCCACAACUCAAUGUUUGUUAAGGAUGUCCGUGAGAGAGUGUGUAAAUAGGAUUUACUCGGGAAUACAGCUGCUAUGUGAUGUCGUAGUAGUCUUUGAUUUAAGUUAUCUGAUGAAAUGAGGCUGUUUAUAAUGCAUGGCGGGUCAAAUGAACCCUACCAUUGCCCAACGUUAAACCCAUGUGCUGAGCUGACUGCUGCAGGGCCAUGGCACAUGUUGCGCGCAUCAAACAGGAAACUUGCCAUUAGUGCGAUGUGUGCUGAGUGCUCGUUGGUCAGAGCUCCUGCUGGCAUCUCUCACUGGAGCCAGGCCUUUGUUUUGUCUGUUAAAAAUAGCAACAAUGUAGCGAAUGUAUGUAUUCACAGAUAAGGGAGGAGUGAGUUAAAAUUUAAUGCCGCAUUGGCAUUAUUUCAACAAUUUAGAAACAAGUGAUAAGGGAGGAACUUGUCUACAAGCCCGUGAAGUAUUUACUACAUGGGCCGCGGCAAUAAUCCUGCAAUGUCCUGGCAGAAAACCCCAAGAAUGGGCUUUACAUUAUAAUUCAUUGACGACUGUGAAUAACAAUGAGUGAAGACAUAGAUGAUGUUCAUAUUUCUUGAUAUUCUUCGCAGGAGUUGAGUAGUAUAGUUAUUCUGGAUGAGGAUUGGACAAAAUAUAUCUGAAAAUAUCGAGGAAUAUUUAUAUUUAUUGUUAAGAAUAAGAUGUUCCAAAAUAAUCAUUGACUUAAAUUAAUGGAAGGUCAUGGUCAUUUGGAGGAUGUUCAUAUUGUACAUUACUACAUUCUACAUUUGAUAUAUCACUUUGUAUCCCAUAGUUUGUACAGUGAAACUGAAUCUCAGAUAACUUAUGUAAUCAUAGGAAAAAAAUAAGGGAACAUAAUAUUGAAACUAUCAUUAAUUUCUGUAUUGUUAAUAACAAGCUCCCCUUUUGUAACAUACCUCCCUUAUAACAUGCCUUCAUUUGGCUUUAAAACUGUUCCUUUAUUUAUUUCUGGGAGUAUAUUUGUGUGAAAUGCAAUAUUCAUCAUCCAGUAGGUUUAUCUUGCUUUGUUGUUUAUGUGCUGCUGAACUGACUAUCCAAUCAUUGCACGUCAAGAUGCAUGCAAUAUUUUGUGCACAUCUUUUGAUUGGCUCAGAGGUAACAGCAACAAUCCCUGAAGAGUCUUCUGAUUGGCUGAGCAUAUUUAUGGAAGGUUUCCUAUCUAAAACUCAGGGACUCUCUCAUCAGUUUAGUGCUCAUUUAUUAUAGAAAAUAAAUUUGCAUAACCAUGCUACUGAAUGACCAUGCCACAUGCUACAUUUUGUAAAACUUCCUGCAAAUAAUGUUAUUAAUGAACUGUAAGAGUCACUUUGCGCCACAAGCAAUCUCACUGAAACCCGAUCUUUACUUGAUUUCUCUGCGUGAAGGUCUGAGGACACCUUCGUAGAAGGUUACUUGGGGUCAACCCUACGUGAACUUUGGCCACCCAAUCUAAAUGAAGGACGUGUGUGUUCUUGAGCAAAUCAGAUGUCGGCUUUCUCAAACAUUUUGGCUUCAUUUCUUUUCAACCUCGAGUCUGAAAUAAUAUUCUUAGCAAAAGAAAGCCUACACAGGGCACAUAUGUUCGUUUAAUGGUACUCCCUUGCGGCUGUAGCUGCCAUGAUGCUUAUAUACGACAGAGUGAGUACAGUAUCCCCAAUGAUACAAGGCGCAGCAUAUAUGGUUGUACAUUCAGGACAAACUGAUUGACUUCAUUUUUGAGAUACAGAAAUUAGACAUUCUGGUUUGAAUGCUUUACUUAUACUGAGAAUUUUGAAGCCUCAACACUGAUUGGCUGAUAGAGUUGGCCUGAUGUGACUUUGUAUGGAUGUGUUCUAAGAUGCUCACGCAGAGAGGUAUGAUACCUACCGGGGGUAUGUAACAGAUCAAUGAGAUUGGCCCAAAGCCUGGGGACUAUUGGUUAGUUUAGACAUUGUAAUUAGUGCCAGUGUCAAACUGGACCAUGUCUAUUAUUUGGGUAGUCAGUGACUGUUAAAUUUGUAUACGUUAUGAAAUGCGAAAUGUGAACAAAGAAAAUUGUGUUAGAUCAACCUGAAUAUGACUUGCUUGGGCUGCCAGUUGACAGGAAAGUACCCCCGGUAGUUUGUCUUAAGUCUCGAUCAUUAGAUUAAGACAUGUUAAAGUACGGUUUUCUUUGGAGAUGACAGCAUUUUUUUCACAAUUUCCGAUGAGAGUUCAUAGGUUCAUGUGGUUGUUUGACAUCACUACCUUGGGUGGUAUUAUGAUACAAAAUAGUUCAAAACAGUCAGAUGUUUAAUGUCAGUGUUUCCAACACUGAUGGUGCUUCAGCACUGGCAGAUCCAGAUGGGAUGUACGGGGGUUUGUUCUCCUGACAUCUUCAGCACUGGCAGAUCCAGAUGGGAUGUACGGGGGUUUGUUCUCCUGACAUCUUCAGCACUGGCAGAUCCAGAUGGGAUGUACGGGGGUUUGUUCUCCUGACAUCUUCAGCACUGGCAGAUCCAGAUGGGAUGUACAGGGGUUUGUUCUCCUGACAUCUUCAGCACUGGCAGAUCCAGAUGGGAUGUACAGGGGUUUGUUCUCCUGACAUCUUCAGCACUGGCAGAUCCAGAUGGGAUGUACAGGGGUUUGUUCUCCUGACAUCUUCAGCACUGGCAGAUCCAGAUGGGAUGUACGGGGGUUUGUUCUCCUGACAUCUUCAGCACUGGCAGAUCCAGAUGGGAUGUACGGGGGUUUGUUCUCCUGACAUCUUCAGCACUGGCAGAUCCAGAUGGGAUGUACAGGGGUUUGUUCUCCUGACAUCUUCAGCACUGGCAGAUCCAGAUGGGAUGUACGGGGGUUUGUUCUCCUGACAUCUUCACAUGACCACUGCACUUCAUGACUUGGUAUCAAGUGCAACGCCCCUUUUUCAAAAACUUGGUCCGCCUCUGCUUCUGAGAUGUCUCGGACUCUCUUACUCUGUCCUAUCAUCUAGUCAUCAUGAUGUCUCGAGGUAUGGUGCUGUAUGUCUGGGGAAAUAUAACUGCAAUGGAGGCUGGUUAAGAGAUAUGGUUAUCAAUUUUCAAUUUACACAUCUUCAUCAAACAUCAAGGUAUAAACAAUUCAGUAUUUAGACCCAAGUAUUGCUAAACUAUAUCUUGCCAUUAGUUAUCUUACUAAAGUAUUUAGUGCACAUAGUGUCUUAUGAUGGCUUUAGGGAGCUGUCAUUUAUUGGGUGAGGGGUGGUUAGGUAAUUCAGUGGUAAAGGCGUUCUCUCAUCAUGCCUGAAGAGUUUGAAUCCCUACACUGGUACCAUGUGGGAAGCCCAUUUUUAGUAGACUGCUGUGGUAUGGGUGGAGUAUUGGUAACAUAGGCAGAAAACCUCAUGGACUCAAACAACGUUUCUGUUCUUUGGUGUACAUGUAUAUUAACCAGGAUCCUGUUCCACAAAGCGAUGUUAGUGCCAAGUUAGGCUGGGACGAGUCCAAAUUUACUGCCUGGGUACCUGACCCCGUUACUCGACCUUACCCAGGUACCCGCUGUAGGUCUCAAACGUUGGGUACAAAAUGUCUGAUUGAGAAAUGGUUUUACCGGAGCACGGCAAAAACUAUUUAUAUGGUAAUAUAUAUCGUCGGAUUGUAGGUUUUCGGGCUUUUUGGAUGGCCAGGUUUAUUGCGAUUACUUGUGCUAUAAUGGGGGCGUGUAGCAUCACACAGACAUUGUAAAUACUCAGUCAGAUGGAGUGAGUGCAUGGUCAAAAAGAAAUGCGAACAUUAGUGAAUUGUAGUGAACCAUGGAGUUAUAGUGAAUUUUUGUCAUUAAACAAAAUAUCACGUGACUAACCAUGGGUCCUGGUAAUCCCUCCUCAGUACCCACCAGACCCAAGUACCAUAGUAAGCCGUCCCAGCCCUAGUGCCAAGAUGAUCAUAACUUCCAUACUUUCACACACUUACGGCAGUGUGGCGCUGUGAUCGCUUUGUGGAAUGGGCCCAAGUAAAAUAUGCCUUGGAGUGGUAAAUUCACAAGUUGUCAGUUUCUGUGUCCAGUACUAUGGUCACUGCUUCAGUUUGAUUAGGAAGGAGAAUUAUCACCCUUUUUUUUUUAUAAAUAAAUUGUUCCGUGCUAUUGAUUAUAUCACAUCAUCAGCUUCUUAUUUGUGUGUACUCAACUUCUGAAAUCUGAGGAUUGAUGGUAUAUUAAGUUGGCCUGUAAAUAAUCAAGUUAAUGUGUUUUGUAGCAUUUCCAGCUGAUUCGCUGCAACAAUAUUUUAUUUUGGGAUAUUCAAGUUUACGGAUUGUAUUGUGUGGCUUUGAAACAAACUGAAAUAAUUGUGGGUUUUUUUUCUUACAGGUUAUAGGGACAUGUAUGUUGUUGGUUUGUUUUAAACAAGACUUUCAUUUUAGAAUAAAAAAAUAGCAUGUGAUCUAAAAGGAAUAUGUGUUUUGCACUAUAAAAAUAAUGAAUAUUUUUUUUCAUGUUACAGAAAACUGCUGUAAUGUGCAGCAAUCACACAAUGUGUGAUGUCUUUAUUUGAAUGAGUGCCUACUUGUGGAACUUUAAUGUCCUUUUUUUUGUUUUAGCUCACUUACUAAAAGUCGAGUGAGCUUAUGUUGUGGCCUGUUUGUCUGGCAUACAGCAAAAACAUGUUCUCAGAACCCACUGAAGGUGAACUACACAUGCUUGUUCCACCAAUGAUAACACCCUAAUUUGCUCAAAAGGUGUGAAUCAAAUUUUCAAUAUGGCUGCCAUGUUUUUGGGCCUUUAUUCAGCUAUUUGUUUCCAAAAUGGAAAAGAAGUUGGUACAUGAUGGGGCACAACAUAUAUGUUCCUUUUUAACGAUACUUUAAGUGUUGACCAUGAUCGUGAUUAUUUGAACUUUGCACUUUGAUAAAGUGAAAGCUGAAAUUUCCUUUUGUUACUGAGUAAUGUUUGUUCAAAAUGUGAUAAAAUUUGGAAUAUGUGUAGUUAGUACUUGGGCUCAACAAAUAGGAUAUGUUUUUCAAGAUAUUUUAUAUUUUGACAACCAUAUUGAAAACUUUAUUGAAGGCAUAUUUGGCACAGUACAUUCUUCACCUGUGAGACUGCCAGCAUGGGGGAACUUAUCUUACUUAUUUUUCUCCUUAUGUUGACAUCAUAUUUUGUUUUAAGUUGUGAGAUUUUAUUGCUAAGCAUCAGUGACAAGAAUGAUGUUUGAUGCAUGUCCCUAUUUUGGCUUGUACCAUAUGUUCCAAUGGUUCCACUAUUUGACAGAGAUUCAUAAACACAUGCUCAUGAUAAAGUCAGAAACGUGCAAUUGACUCUGCUUUUGGCAGAGAUUUCUUAUGAGUAUGGAAAGGGUUUUGUCGCUUUUAUUUGGUCCUAAGUAUUAAUGCAGAACCUUUUGGAAUAUCAGUGCUGACAGAAACAUUUUUAAGUGUCUUUUUUUAGCUGUUCACAACAUAUUCAGGUGAGUUUGCAUCACAAUAUAAGGGCAAUAAUAUUGAACAUGAUGUUAAGUCCAUUUCACCUCACCUUGAGGUGAGCUGCAGUACCUUGGCACUGGUUGUGAACAAUGGUGUUUGGAUUGACAGAUUUGUUAAUAUCACACAGGAGACUAAAUCAUAAGGGCAGGUAAACCACUCAUUCUGCAGGAAAAUCUAUCAUUUACUUUGGACAAAGGCAGUGUUGAAUAUAACCGCUUGCCCGGCAGUCCAAGACAGUCUAUUUUGCUAAGGGAUGGUCAGAUUUGAAAAGUUGCACGCCCGCGGGUCGGGAGUUAUAGUUUCUAAGUGGACAAUCCACAGGUUUAUUACUUUCUGAGAACUAAUAUUAAGCAGUACUAUUCUCAUGUCACUUUUUUGUUACAUUUUAUCUGGUCUGGUAACAUUGCAAUAUUGCCAGACUGGUCGGACUGAAAUUUUGGGGAAUUUUAUACGCUGACAAAGGGACCUAUCUUGCAAUAUUAAGUUUAUUCUGCCAAGGAAUGUGCUCAAAUGUGUCACCAUUUUGUCUUGUUGUUAUGCCUGUCGUGUAUAUUAGAAUAUUGUAGAAAAUGUAUAUACUGAACCUAUGAUCACUAUCACUUUCAUCCACUGUUAUUGAAAAUAGUAUAUUCUGUAUUUGUUUUAUCAUACAGAGCAGAUUGAAUAAUGUAAUCAUUAAAUGCUGAAGAAAUUGU
Messenger RNA from Haliotis rufescens (red abalone), 13874 nucleotides. RefSeq names its product ankycorbin-like. The record is from RefSeq and is a predicted model, not a curated record. Lineage: Eukaryota; Metazoa; Mollusca; Gastropoda; Lepetellida; Haliotidae. Gene Ontology annotation, biological process: intracellular signal transduction. Gene Ontology annotation, molecular function: protein binding. The coding region runs from base 13 to 1323 and encodes 436 amino acids. The transcript has 5 exons.